This is a messenger RNA of Dibothriocephalus latus, 1278 nucleotides long. The record is from the annotation of a GenBank genome assembly. Lineage: Eukaryota; Metazoa; Platyhelminthes; Cestoda; Diphyllobothriidea; Diphyllobothriidae.
AUGACGGGUAUUCGGUAUGGUCCACGGAUAUGUCUGGAACAGACUAUUUCACCGGGUUCACUACCUCCAGUGCCUACAUACCGGCCAACCGAAUCCGAGUUCGCGGACUUUUCGACCUGUUUGUCUUCGAUUGAGGAAAUGGGUGCUCACCACAUGGGCCUUUGUAAAAUAAUACCCCCAGAUACCUGGUGCCCGCGCAGGCAGGGCUAUGAAGACCUUUCCAAUUUUGUUAUCGGAAAACCGAUUAUUCAGAUGACGUCUGGUAUUGCGGGAGUGUACUUUCAGGAUGUGCGUUCCCAAAAGAACUUAACGUUCGAGAAGUUCGUGAAACUCUCUAAGUCCACCAGAGCCCGGCAGCCCAGCUGUAGAAAUAUUUCAGAACUCGAGUCCAAAUACUGGUCUUCGAUCAAAAACCUGCAACCACUUUACGGUGCAAACGUCAGUGGUACCCUGACAGAUGCAAGCGAGCCCGCAUUUAAUAUCCCCAACCUGGAGUCUGCUCUCAGCCUCGUCCUAGCUGAGGAGAAUGUUCAAAUUAAUGGUGUUAACACCCCCUACCUUUACUUUGGAAUGUGGGGCACAACCUUCGCCUGGCAUGUGGAGGACAUGGAUCUCUAUUCUAUUAACUACCUUCACUUUGGAUCACCAAAACUUUGGUACGUCAUUCCGCCGGCCUUUGCACGUCGUUUUGAAGCCUUUGCCAGAGAACACUUCAAACCCGAGUUUCUAGGAUGUCGAAGUUUUCUACGACACAAGUCUGUUCUUAUUCACCCCGAUGUCUUGGCUGAGGCUGGCAUCCCCACGCGCAAGAUUCUGCAACAUGAAGGCGAAAUAAUGUGUACUUUUCCAUAUGGAUAUCACGCAGGAUUCAAUACUGGUCUUAAUUGUGCCGAAUCCACCAAUUUUGCUUUGCCCCGUUGGGUGGAGUACGGCAAGAAAGCGACAAUAUGCAAAUGUUGGGAGGACACUGUGCGACUUAGUAUGACUCCUUUUGUGAGAAAAUAUCAGCCUGAACUAUUCGAGGCCUGGUGUGGAGACCAGGACCCUGUUCCACACCCCUUAGAACUGUACCGUCAAUUCAGAUGGGGAGAGGCUUCGUGGGAUCGCGGAGACGUCUGCAUAUGCGACCCUAUAAAGGAAGCUUCCUACCCUGUAAAAUCUCACCGGGACGAAGCAGAUCUUAAUGUUCAAGGUCUCUACUACUCUUUAGCUGGUAAGUCAUUCCAUAAAGCACACUUUUCACAUUUCGUAGCGACUGUUUCCUUUUUCAAAAAAUGA